Durotheca rogersii is the source of this 3348-nucleotide messenger RNA. RefSeq lists its product as uncharacterized. The record is from RefSeq and is a predicted model, not a curated record. Gene Ontology annotation, biological process: carbohydrate metabolic process. Gene Ontology annotation, molecular function: chitin binding; hydrolase activity, hydrolyzing O-glycosyl compounds. The transcript has 12 exons. Lineage: Eukaryota; Fungi; Ascomycota; Sordariomycetes; Xylariales; Xylariaceae. Bases 1 to 3348 code for a protein of 1115 amino acids.
AUGGCUUCUGAAUGGGCCGCGAAGAGGGCCCAUGGCCUUAUUUUCCUCAUAUCUUCGUGUCUCCUGAUCGGUAUCCUCCUCCUACCCCCUUUUCGGGAUACCGAUACCAGCCCCAAUACCCUUCGAUUCCGCCGUGAUGUAACUACACAUGUGGUCCCGGACGCCCUUGCGGAAACGGUGCUUGCUGCGGUGCAUCCGGGUAUUGUGGGUACGGAGCGACCUACUGCGGCGACGGAUGCUCGUCUAACUGCGAUGCGCAUGCCGAAUGGAUGCCAGAGUAACUGUGUCCUACACCCCAAACCGCCCGGGGGGGCGGCUACGGGAAACAUCCUCCAGAACAGAGUCAUCGGAUAUUACGAAGCAUGGAGCGCUCGAAAAGCGUGUCAUAGGAUCCAGCCACAAAAUCUCCCCCUUGACGCUCUGACGCAUGUAAAUUUCGCUUUCGCGUACAUCGAGCCGAAGUCCUACAAGGUAGUGCCGAUGGAUGCUCAAACCCCAGCAAGUCUAUUCCUAGAGGUCCCCAAGCUCAAGCAGAUCAAACCCGGUCUCAAGGUCUUCGUGAGCAUCGGGGGUUGGACAUUCUCGGAUAACGGCACGGUUACGCAACCACUCUUUGGUGAGAUUGCGGCGGACGCUGGGAAGCGCCAAACGUUCGCCGACAAUGUCGUGCGCUUUAUGAAGCAGUAUGGCUACGACGGCGUGGACCUCGACUGGGAGUACCCAGGAGCCCCAGACCGUGGUGGUCAGGAUGGCGACGUGGAAAAUUUCGUCCUUCUCCUCCAGACCAUGCGGAGAACAUUCGACUCGAGCGGCUCCCGGUUUGGUAUCACUUUUACCGCCCCCUCGUCUUACUGGUACCUGCGCUGGUUUGACCUGCCAGGGCUGAUAAAAUACGCUGACUGGAUCAACCUGAUGUCGUACGAUCUGCACGGCGUCUGGGACCGUGACAACCCCAUCGGCAGCAUCGUGCAGGGCCAUACUAAUUUGACCGAGAUCAAGCUCGCUGCAGAGCUCUUCUGGCGUGUCGGCGUCCCGCCGGGCAAGCUUGUCAUGGGGUUCGGGUUCUACGGCCGGGCCUUUACCCUUUCCGACCCCGACUGUUCAAAGCCCGGGUGCGCUUUCAAAGGCGCUUCGGACCCGGGGCCGUGUACGGGCGAAGGCGGCAUUCUCGGCCAUUACGAGAUACGGGAGUUGUUGAAAAGUGAUGGCUCACAAAAAAGGGCUGCUAUCGAACCAGUAUACGAUAGGACAGCCGCUGUCAAGUACGCUACGAUCGACGGCGAUCAGUGGGUGUCGUUCGACGAUGGUGAGACGCUGAAGCAGAAGGUUCAGUGGGCGAACGAGGUCGGACUAGGCGGUGCUAUGAUCUGGGCCUCUGAUCUGGACGACGAUAAGUACACGGCGCACGCCGAGCUCCUGAAUAGGGAGGUCAGGUCCACGGCGUUGUUGCGGGACAUCGACAAUGCGCUGUCGAACCCCCAGGCGUUGGUCCGGGAUCUAGCAGGGACCAAUGGCCAGGACUGCUUUCGGCAUGAUGGGAAGUGCGUUAAUCUGAACGACAACGACGCCAUGGCCGAUGCGUGCGGAUCUGGGUACACACCCGUGGGCUGGGACGACGCAGGAUGUGGGAAGAAGAGCUGUCAUUGCGGUAAGCCAAUUUGCUGCCCAACGUCCUCGGCCCCCAAGAACUGCAUCUGGAGAGGAGACGACACCGGAGGCGGCCUGGGGAGCGAUUGUAACGCCCAGUGCGGGCCCGGGGAGGUCAACAUAAAAGGCAUCCAGUCGCACUGGGGCGGCGGCUUCGUCAACGAUGGCAAUACCAAUAGGUGCGGUCGCGGCGAGAAGGCUUUCUGCUGUCCCAGUCUAGACUACAAAACGGUUACCGAGGGUUGCACUUAUACCUCUUGCACCGGAAGUUGUUCGUCUGAUAAAGACCCCGUCUUCAGCAAUAACGACGCCUGCUUAGUUGGCACACAAUACUACUGCUGCCCUAAGCCUGUGCAGCUCAAGGACUGCCGCUGGGAAGACGGCGGUUCCGGCACGGACUGCGCAAAUGCGGUGUGCAAAGACGACGAGCUUGAGAUUGCCCGAGCACAGUUUGCCGAAUGGGGAACAGUAGGAUGUUCUUGGGGCCGCAAGAAGGCGGCUUGUUGCAAAGUCGAUAAAGCACCUCCAAAGCCCGCGAGCUGCACGCACGACGUCUGCAGGACGGUACCAGACCUUUGCAACGGGAACGACGGAAGCGCCUUGGUCAGCCUGGUGUCGAGAGACCCCGGACCAAGGCGCCACGAACCGCAGUAUAACAGUAGUUCUUCGUCCAUCGCUAUAUUGGAGAAGCGUGGCAAUGCCGAGACAUACUACGUCGACCUCGGCGGGAACGUCGGCAUCCGGGUCAUCGCUGUCGCCUAUCCUCUACUAUCCGAGAUUUUCGGAUUAGACGGGGCACCGAGGGUGCUACGCCGCUUCUUCCGUAUGAUUGCCGGAUACUGCACUGGGACCGCUGUCCAAGAGGGCACAAUCCCACCCGGGGAUAAUCCUCCGAACUUGGGUGGCCUUGAGGCGGAACAUCCAAUCGACCGCCAGGUCAUGAUACAGUUCCCCCGAGCGGCUGCUAGUGGUCAACUGCCGUCGGGUGCGAAUCACCCCCUCGCCCCUAUACCUGGUACAUGGUGGAAGGACAACUGGCACAAGAGCUUCCCGGCAUUGGCAGCUCGUCCGGCCAUCGGAGGUCCAGAUGGGUAUGCGCCCGACACGCCCAACGACCGUGUCAUGGAAUGUUUCGGGUCUUACGACUAUCCCGACCCGUUUAUAGCCACCGACAAACAGGUAAAUGGGGCGAAGGGCUCCAUCAUGCGGCUACGGCGCCCCGCCACCCCCGAAAGGGUCAGGAGGCUUGCCAAUACCGCCGUUCGUGAGGAUAGCCAGGGCGCCGUGGACGAGUUGCUAUCGACCAUCCGUGUGGGCAUCGCCGUGUUCGAAUACAUGAACCGGCCCGUCGUCGCGCAGCGGUUCAACAUGGUACGCCAACAAAUCCGCCUGCAGUUGACCUACAUCGAGGCCGACGUGCCGGGGGCCCAGGGGCUCGUCGACUGGUGGGACCUGUUCACGCGGGACUACUUCGAGCUCGUCGGCACCCGCGCCCAGGAGUGGCUGCACGACGUGAUCAUCGCCGCCGCCGAGCCGUACGUGCAGGCGCAGCAGGCCGGCCGGACUCUCACGACGUACCAACAGGUGGUGGGCGCGCUCGAGGAGAUGUUGCAGGAGAGAUCCGACAUGACGCUGCCUGGCGACGACUCUAUUCCGGAUCCGUCGACUCCAGGUGGAAGUUCGCUGAUGUUAGUUGUCUAA